Molecule: messenger RNA, 2002 nt
Organism: Aedes albopictus (Asian tiger mosquito)
Lineage: Eukaryota; Metazoa; Arthropoda; Insecta; Diptera; Culicidae
Product: polyserase-2
Exons: 3
Coding region: 272-2002 (576 amino acids)
Biological process (GO): proteolysis
Molecular function (GO): serine-type endopeptidase activity
Source: RefSeq, a predicted model, not a curated record
UCCAUAGAUUGCCGUAUUCUCUCGAGUAUUUAUGACCUGAUCGAGUGGAAUACCUCGUAUUCUAUAAGUAACCUCGCAAGUGGCAUCACCAUUCGGAUGAGCCGAUUCAAUUUUAAUAAUAUCAAUCGAAUGCAAGUUCGUGUUCACGUUGGCGUCUGUUAUCGCGUUCGGAGUUCCCACAUUUGCAGUUUAAAUUUUAAAUAAAUAUUAACAUCGACUUAUCCCAUGAAUCAUUUGUAGUGCUUAGUUUGGUGCUGGGUGAUUUUUGAAAAUGAAGUUAGAUUUUUUGGACUUUGUCUUAUUCUUAACCAGUAUAGUGUUAGUAGGAUCAAAUGUCGAGGGAAACGAACUUAAAUGUGGUUUGCGGCAACAAAUAUCCCGGUCGGAAACAGUUCCAACGAUCCUCAAUGGAAUAGAAACUACGGAAGGAAAAUGGCCUUGGCACGUUGCAAUAUUUCACUUGUUCCAAUAUGUCUGCGGUGGAACCAUUAUUUCCAAAACUUACAUUCUCACUGCAGCACAUUGUACUAUAAACCGUAAGGAGAGACUUCAGCAGAACGUGAACAAUAUUUUCGUUGAUGUCGGUACACAUGAUUUAUUCACAUUUUACAACAGACAGCGACAUUCCGUUAAAUCCGUUAACAUUUUAGCCAACUAUACGUGGCAAAGUCAUCAACACGAUAUCGCUAUUCUGGAGCUUAAUUCAGAAGUGAAGUUCAACCAAUAUGCCCAACCAGUGUGUGUGAGCCUGGAGCAAAAUCUAAUCAAUAAGGUUGGAACGGUGGUCGGAUGGGGCUUAACUGAAUUCGAUUCAGCAUCUAGUAUUUUGAGAGAAGCACAGUUACCGGUGGUAGAUACCAUUACCUGUCUGGAUAGUGAUCCUGAGGCUUUCGGUCCAUCGUUGAAGAAACAAAUGUUCUGCGCUGGCUAUACAAAUGGCACUGGCAUAUGCAAUGGUGACAGUGGCGGAGGGCUAUUUUUUGAAGACAACGGAGUCUGGUAUUUAGGAGGUAUCGUAGCGUUUACAAGAGCACGAGAUGAAAACAAAGCAAAGUGCUACACGAAAGGGUAUGGUGUUUUCACCAAGAUCCAUGACUAUCUAUCGUGGAUAAGAGAAAAUACCCAUCUGAAACAUCUCAUCGGUGAAGGAGAACCCAUCAACAGGAAGGUCUGCGUUGCAAGGAACGUAACUGCAACGAAUACGAACGGACGUAAACUUCCGCGGCAAUGUGGAGUCUACACUCCAAAUCGAGUGUACAGUGGCCAACCCACAAGAGUUUUCGAGUUCCCCUGGAUGGCGCUGUUGAUCCAUGCCAGUGGAUAUUGGCAAAGGGUUGGAACUCUUAUCAACAAUCGAUAUGUUCUAACAGGAGCGAUGCCUUUCAUACCUAGGGAUGUCGUAAGGGCAAGGCUGGGCGAACACAUGAUAGGUCAAACAAUUGACUGCAAUGCAGAUGAAGACUGCGCACCUCCAGUCCGGGACAUUGACAUCGAAUGCAUAACCCAUCAUCCACAAGCUAAUCGUCAGCGUUUAUCAAAUGAUAUUGCACUCGUCAGGUUGGCAAAAUAUGUUGAAUUUGAAGAUCACAUUCAGCCUAUUUGUCUCCCGGUAAGUCCUGUAUUGAGGAAAAUGCAGCUACCUAGAUAUGUUCUCACCGGAUGGGGUGCAACAGAGGAGGAGGAAGAAUCUCCGAUUUUGCGGAAAGGAUACAUUUCAAGACUUGGCAAGGCAGAAUGUCAAGUGCUUGCAAACAACAUAUCAACUAAAAAUAAAGAGACUCUUGUAAUCGAUAAACAGUUCUGCAGUAAAAGCGCAGAUGAUUCGGCUCCAUCACGUGGUGACAACGGAGCACCCGUAGGAUUUGUGGUUAAAUCUAACGGGAUACGUUUUGUUCAGUUCGGUAUCUUUUCAUUUCAUAUGUUUUAUUUUAAUGCAAGUGAGUAUCGCGAGCGAUUUGUAGUUAGCCUCCAUUUAGCCUCCAAAAAUAAUUUGCUGUUGUAG